GAGGCGGAGCCAAGGGCGGCCUCAAGCCUGCGAGGCGUCCUGUGUGUGGAUGCCUGCCUGCCUGCUUGCCUGUGUCUGGAUGUGUGUGUGUGUGUGUGGGUUGAGUGUGACACAUGAGUUGCGACUCAAAAGGAGUUGGGGGGCCUCUGGAAGAGAGAGAGAGAGAGAGAAGAGAGGGAGGGAGAAAAAGAGGAGGGGGAAAUAAGCCAUUUUUCCCAAGCCCGCCAUACCAAGUUGCAUCCAAACCCACCACCAGCUUUAUUGAUUCUGCAAAACAGGGGGCAGGCAUUUCUCUCUCUCUUCCCCCCUCUCUUUCCUCUUUGGUUGUCCCCUUUUCCUUUCCUUUCCUUUCUUUCCCACACCCAAAUAGAACUGGGAUUUUUUUUCUUCUUCCCCACUUUCCCUGUUUACUAAAUCACUUUCCCUAUUUACUAAAUUGAAUCAGAAACUUUUUUUUAUUUUUUUGCAAUCAGAAGAAUCUAUCCAAAGUUUCCUUACAUACACAACCCAGUGUGUGAGGUUGUUUUUUCUUCUUCUUCCCUCCCUUUCUGUUUCUUUCUCUCUGGCUUUCCCUCCCACCUUCUGGGACUUCCUCCCUUUUUGGACCUACCCAACAUUUUGUGCAAAAGGCAUCUCCACCAGCCAUGAACAAGCUCUACAUUGGGAACCUCAACGAGAACGUGACUCCUGCGGAUUUGGAGAAAGUCUUCAACGACCACAAAAUUUCCUUCUCGGGCCAGUUCCUGGUGAAAUCUGGCUACGCCUUUGUGGAUUGCCCAGAUGAGCAAUGGGCCAUGAAAGCCAUCGAAACUUUCUCGGGGAAAGUGGAGCUGCAUGGAAAACAGCUUGAGAUUGAACACUCUGUACCUAAAAAGCAAAGGUAAUCCAAUUGUUUAAUUUCUUUAAUUUUGUCAGUA
Molecule: messenger RNA, 917 nt
Organism: Anolis sagrei ordinatus
Lineage: Eukaryota; Metazoa; Chordata; Lepidosauria; Squamata; Anolidae
Source: RefSeq, a predicted model, not a curated record